AGGGAGGGGUGGGCUCAGCUUUCUCAGCCAUGUGUUUUGAGAGAUCACUACAAAAUAGCCCAAGGGGUGUACUGUGAGAAAGCCAAAUAAAAACUGGACAGAGAGCAUUCAUCAGUUCCACAUGAAAGAUCUAACAAAAGCUGGGAUCAUUGGAAUUAGUGUUGGUGGUCUCAGUUCUUCCCUCUUUGGAAUGCAGACAUGCACAUUUGAAUGUGAUAAUCAGUUGGUGUGUGAUUAUUUUAUUACCAACCCAAAAGGCAGUGGUUAGACAAGCAGGUCACCUAUUCACAUCUGCCUUGCCCUGGAGUCUGCAACACGACUGGGAAUUUCCCACUGCUCUGUCAACUGCAUCAUUGAUGACCUCUGUAAAGUGGUAAACAGGGCUGGUCCCACAAAUGAUGUCUGUAACACCUAGAAGGGAAUAAGGAAGCACUUUCAAAAAUUUUCCUACAUACUUUACCCCCAAAGAGCCCAGGAGUUAAAAGCGCCUCGGUCACUGGAUGAUUUUGUUUUGUACUUUGUGAGCCUAAGAGCUAAAGAAAUUAACAACAGCUACUGCAGGUGAGGUUGACGGCAAUGGAUCACCCUCACCUGUAUACUCCACAGCGCUUUAAGGUUGCUUACGAAAGAGCUGGCCAGUACCCAAGAUUUCAGCAGCCCAGAAGGAGAAGCGGCUCAUUCAAAAGGAAAGGGAUUGAAAGAUGGCAUAAAGCUGUGUCUACCAACUUAAUAAAACAAAAUGUAUUGGUCCCCAGAGAGGAGUCAUCCAGUGUUAGUGACAUGGAAUUUCACAAGAGCCAGCAAAAUCAGAAGAAAAAUUUGGUGAGGAAAGUGAGGACUGUUUGGGGGAGGAUGCUGUCACACACGUACAGAAGCAAGCCAGCAAGUGUCAACAAAGAGGGUGCCCCUAACCACAAGGAAACCCUCCUUCCAAAUACACAGAGCCUUCUUCUUAGAAUUGUCAAGGAGCUUCCAUCGCCCAAGUUAUUUACCAAACCAAGAAUGAGAAAGCUCUCCCAGAAUGCAACUACACAACUUGACGUUGUCGAAGCAGAGACAGAGGCGAUAACCCAAGGAAAUACACUCCUCUGAGCCAGGAGAACCGCCAAGCGUGUAUCUGUGACAUCACUUCCUUCAGGAAUGCAAAAGGUUCCAUAUUCAUCAAAAAAGAGACCACACUUUCCAGUAUUUAAAAGAAAGAAGCACAGCAUGGAAAACAUUCUCAGGAAAUCAGAUUUGACAGUGGCAAAGCUUCAAAUGCAGGUGGAUGACCUCAUAGAAACAGUGACAGAUAAAUCCAUGAAGUUAUUGGCCCAAAGACAUGCUGAACUUCAACACUCUGAGUUUCUAGGGGAUGAAGUUCUUAAGUCUUCCAAGCAGUUCCAGAGGAUGUCCAAGCGAACCAUGAGAAAGUAUAAACUGAAAAAUGUAUGUUUCCCAUACCUGGUGCUGCUUCUGAUUCUGUUUCUGAUGGCAUAAAAGUUAUGUUCAUAGGGAUUCUUAUCUUUUGGUACAUAAUCCUGAAUAAAUUUCUCUUAAUCAA
Messenger RNA from Bubalus bubalis (water buffalo), 1543 nucleotides. It is a transcript of the gene C21H3orf49, whose product is annotated as chromosome 21 C3orf49 homolog. The record is from RefSeq and is a predicted model, not a curated record. NCBI's taxonomy places the organism in Eukaryota, Metazoa, Chordata, Mammalia, Artiodactyla, Bovidae. The transcript has 5 exons.